This is a messenger RNA of Magnolia sinica, 1803 nucleotides long. RefSeq names its product glycosyltransferase 6-like. The coding region runs from base 179 to 1543 and encodes 454 amino acids. The record is from RefSeq and is a predicted model, not a curated record. Lineage: Eukaryota; Viridiplantae; Streptophyta; Magnoliopsida; Magnoliales; Magnoliaceae. The transcript has 2 exons. Gene Ontology annotation, cellular component: trans-Golgi network; membrane; endosome. Gene Ontology annotation, molecular function: galactosyltransferase activity.
AAAACUCCUUUCUCUCGUCUUGCUCACAUUCCUUUCACUUUCCUCACAAAAGCCACAAAAACCCCCAAUUCUCUCCUAAAACCCCCAUCCAAUUGCACAUAUUUCCGAAAAACCUACCUCCAGCUGUCGGAAAACACCUACAGCGAAACAAAACAACCGCAGAAAGAGAGACCCUUUUAUGGAAGCCGCAGCAGCAGUAGAAACCCCAAAAUCGCCCAUGGCGAAAACUUCCACUGUCCGCGCUCCUAAAACCUCCUUCCUUUCCGACUUCUUCCUCUUCUCCGGCGGAGCCAUGGUCGCUCUCCUCCUCGUCUGGACUCUCUGGUCCUUAGUGAGCCCAAGCACACGGCCCACCUUCGCCACUCCCCAGCCCAAAUCCGACCACUCUCAAACCCCUCUACUAACAAGCGCCCCCCGUGCGCAAACCCUUAACAUACACCCCGACCCUUCAACCCCCAAUUUCUACGACGAUCCGAACCUCAGCUACACGAUCGAGAAGCCCCUCAAGGGCUGGGACGAGAAGCGACGAGACUGGCUCCGUCAGCACCCGGAACUCGCCGCCGGGUCCCACGAUCGGGUCGUCCUCGUAACCGGGUCCCAGCCUGGCCCGUGUCAGAACCCGAUCGGUGACCAUCUCCUCCUACGUUUCUUCAAGAACAAAGUCGAUUACUGCAGGAUCCACGGCUGCGAUCUUUUCUACAACAACGCGCUUUUCCACCCGAAGAUGACCACGUUCUGGGCCAAGAUCCCGCUCGUCCGUUCGGCGAUGGUGGCCCACCCGGAGGCCGAGUGGAUCUGGUGGGUCGACUCGGACGCGGCCUUCACUGACAUGGAGUUCCGGCUCCCGUUAGCAAAGUACAAGGAUCACAACCUUAUCGUGCACGGCUGGCCUGACAUGGUGUACGAGAAGAAGAGCUGGGUUAGCCUCAACGCUGGGAUUUUCCUUAUCCGCAACUGUCAGUGGUCGUUGGAUUUCAUGGAUGUGUGGGCUAGCAUGGGCCCACAGACGCCCGAGUACGAGAAAUGGGGUAGAACUCAAAAAGCCCUCUUCAAGGACAAGCUCUUCCCGGAAUCGGACGAUCAGACGGGUCUGGUCUAUCUCCUCGUGAUGGAAAAGGACAAAUGGGCGGACAGGAUUUAUCUAGAGAGCGAGUAUUAUUUCGAGGGGUACUGGGUGGAGAUCGUGGGCAUUUUGGGAAAUGUGACAGAGAAGUAUCUGGAGAUGGAGAGGGGGGUGCGCAGGUUAAGGAGGCGGCACGCAGAGAAGAUGGGUGCGUAUUACGGGAAGGUUAGGGAGGAGUACCUGAAAGGGUGGGGCAGCGGGAAAGGGAGCUUGAGGAGGCCUUUCGUGACCCACUUCACGGGCUGCCAGCCUUGUAGUGGAGAUCACAACGAGAUGUAUUCUGGAGAGAGUUGCUGGGAUGGGAUGCGACGGGUACUUAAUUUCGCUGAUAAUCAGGUGCUUAGAAGGUUUGGAUUCGCGCGUAGGGAUCUCUUGGACGAUGAUCAUAUCGAUCCUCUGCCGUUUGAUUAUCCUGCCUGAUGAAGGUACAAACAUCAUAAGUACUCAAUCCUGUCUAGAUACUGUUUAAGAAGAUGAAAAUGGCACCUAAGUUUGGCAUGGUACCAUUGCUACACCUCCAAUGUUCUAAAGAUGCUAUCUUCAUGUGAGAUGUUCUAUUGGUCCCAUUUGAAGGAUGUAGCUGAAAUCUAUACGCAACACAUUCGUAGGAGCCCUUUCUUUAGUUAACUUGUAGUUCUCUUUCUUUUUUUGAUUUUUUUUGUUUUUUUGAUUUUUUUGUU